Molecule: messenger RNA, 982 nt
Organism: Dendrobium catenatum
Lineage: Eukaryota; Viridiplantae; Streptophyta; Magnoliopsida; Asparagales; Orchidaceae
Molecular function (GO): DNA-binding transcription factor activity
Source: RefSeq, a predicted model, not a curated record
UUUCUUGCUGGGAAGAAUGUUGAAAUUAUAAACAAGGAUGGCACACGGGAGAAGACUAAGGAGGUCCAUGAGCUGUCGAAGUUAGCAAAAGACAAAGUACAUGUUUCCACACUUUCAACCUCAACGACAGCUACUAGUUUAGCAGAAACUUUUAGUAGCGACAUUGACAACAAAGCACCCGGCCUUGUGCAGGAUACAAAAAAACUCCAAAAAGGGGUUCAUAUGUCCGGGCAAGUCUUUCAUAAACAAGGAAACAAGUUUGUGCAAUAUGGAUGGUCUGGCAUACCUCAGCCUUUACAGCCAAAGAAUAUAUCGACAUAUAUGGAUGAAUUUGAAUAUGGGUUUCCAUCAAAUGGCUUGUCAUCAGUUUCAACGAAAUGGUGGAUAGAUAGUAGCGGUGAAGAUUCAAGGAUGCUACAGGGACAAUCUAUGGAUAACAAUCUGGACAAAGAGGAAACCUCUCUGGCUUCAAAUGAAACCAAUUAUAAUUAUAUGAUGGAUGAAGAAACUGAGAGCAGCCUGGAGGAAAGGGCCAUUUUAAAUGAACCAUCUGCGUCGCUGUGCUUUCUACGUAAAAGAUCUGCAGAAUAUGGACAAGAGGCUCUUGAGGAUAGAAUCUCAAAACACUGCGAUUCUUCCAGGCUAACCAAGAGGCAAAGAUUACUGCUAUCCCAGGUUUUUAAUGCACCAUUGCCAGGUCAAUCGAAGGACACCCUAUCAAACUUGUAGAUCUCUCAAUUUUGAACCUCAUGAAUUCAUUCAUUAUGUACUGUUUUAGUAAUGGAGCUGUUCUUUACACCAUAAAAGCUCUGCAUAUUUUUUUAGUUCAGAUGCCACCUUAAUGGUCUUCUAAUUGAUAAUCUUAAUUAGUUAUUUCGUGCUUUUCAUUGGCCAGUUUGUAAUCAGAAUAGAAGUUCAGUCUUGAUGACAGUAAGGGAGUUUUAUCAAAUAUGGAGCGUUAAUCUGUCUGGUUAAUCGCAAA